Molecule: messenger RNA, 2754 nt
Organism: Knipowitschia caucasica
Lineage: Eukaryota; Metazoa; Chordata; Actinopteri; Gobiiformes; Gobiidae
Source: the annotation of a GenBank genome assembly
AUGUGUCUGAAAGAGCCGAGCCGUAGAGACAGGUGCAGCCUGGGAGCCCGCGGAGCGGCAGCGGCAGGAACAGCAGCAGCGGCAUAUGUAGUAGUAGGAGCAGCAGGAGCAGGCAGCAGGGACAGGCAGCAGCAGGAGCGGCAGCAGGAACAGGCAGCAGCGGGAACAGGCAGCAGCAGGAACAGGCAGCAGCGGGAUCAGGCAUCAGUAGGAACGGCAGCAGGGACCGCAGCAGCGGCGGAGACUUGGGAAAGCAACGGGACAACGCGGCACCGCCAGACCGUCUGCGCGCGGCAGCAGACCACGAGGAACGAGCAGCACGGAACCGCGGAGGGGCCCCGCGGAGCAGCCCGCAGAAGAGCCCGCAGAGGAGGAGAGCAGUGGAGACACGCGAACCAUAGCAGGUGCAGGGACGCGGAGGAGGAGCAGACCAUGAGCAGCCAGACUGAGGACAGCCGGGUCACGCGCACGAGCAACACACUCUACAACAUGGAGCCACGAGGAUCUGGCCCCGGGUCUAAACCCAGACCUAGACCUGCUCCCAGCUCUGUGUCUCUGAAAAGUGACUGGUCCAGAGACAUAGGUCCAGAGUUCAGAGAAGAUGGUCCUGAAGAUCAGAGACUCUACAACAUGGAGCCACGAGGAUCUGGCCCCGGGUCUAAACCCAGACCUAGACCUGCUCCCAGCUCUGUGUCUCUGAAAAGUGACCGGUCCAAAGGCUUACCUCCUGAGUUCAGAGAAGAUGGUCCUGAAGAUCAGAGACUCUACAACAUGGAGCCACGAGGAUCUGGCCCCUGGUCUAAACCCAGACCUGGACCUGCUCCCAGCUCUGUGUCUCUGAAAAGUGACCGGUCCAAAGGCUUACCUCCUGAGUUCAGAGAAGAUGGUCCUGAAGAUCAGAGACUCUACAACAUGGAGCCACGAGGAUCUGGCCCCUGGUCUAAACCCAGACCUAGACCUGCUCCCAGCUCUGUGUCUCUGAAAAGUGACCGGUCCAAAGGCUUACCUCCUGAGUUCAGAGAAGAUGGUCCUGAAGAUCAAAGGGAUCCAGGUCCAAAGGAGCCGCUGGACGCCAUCUUGAGGCGUCUGCAGGAGGACGUGGUGACUUUUGUCAAAGAGCAGCUGCAGAGGAUCCAAAGGCUCCUGGCCUCAGAUUACCCAGAAUGCUCUGAGAGUGAGGUGCAGAGCAGAGAGGUUCUGAACAUCGCCCUGGACUUCCUGAGGAGGAUGAAGCAGGAGCAGCUGGUCCAGCGCCUGCAGAGCAGAAGCUCUGUUGGAGUUUGUAGAGAUGAACAGAAGAAGCAGCUGCAGCAGAGGUUCAGCCGUGUGUUUGAGGGCGUGGCUAAAGCAGGAGACUCCGCCCCCCUGACCCAGAUCUACACAGAACUCUACAUCACAGAGGGCGGGGCCUCAGAGGUCAACCAGGAACAUGAGACCUUCUACAGCUCUGGACACAACCUGCUGAAGACACCACAGUCCUCUGAGAACCUGCUGAAGACACCACAGUCCUCUGAGAACCUGCUGAAGACACCACAGUCCUCUGAGAACCUGCUGAAGACACCACAGUCCUCUGAGAACCUGCUGAAGACACCACAGUCCUCUGAGAACCUGCUGAAGACACCACAGUCCCCUGAGAACCUGCUGAAGACACCACAGUCGUCUGAGAACCUGCUGAAGACACCACAGUCCUCUGAGAACCUGCUGAAGACACCACAGUCGUCUGAGAACCUGCUGAAGACACCACAGUCCUCUGAGAACCUGCUGAAGAAACCACAGUCCUCUGAGAACCUGCUGAAGACACCACAGUCCUCUGAGAACCUGCUGAAGACACCACAGUCCUCUGAGAACCUGCUGAAGACACCACAGUCCUCUGAGAACCUGCUGAAGACACCACAGUCCUCUGAGAACCUGCUGAAGACACCACAGUCCUCUGAGAACCUGCUGAAGACACCACAGUCCUCUGAGAACCUGCUGGAGGCCUUACAGAGUCCAAACGGACACCUGGACCUGUUCCUGCGCUUCCUCCUGGGGCUGUCUCUGCCGACCAAUCAGAGGCUGCUGUCAGACUCAGACCUGCAGGACUUUGACCUGAGGAAAUACCAGGCCUCAGAGAGAGCUCUCCUGGGUCUGCUGCCGGUGGUCAGAGCCUCCACCAAAGCCCUGUUGAGGGACAGUGGACUGUCCCCUCACAGCUGUGGUCCUCUGGCCUCAGUCCUCAGCUCCUCCAGUCUCACACACCUGGAUCUGAGUAACAACGACCUCCAGGACUCAGGAGUGGAGCUGCUGUGUUCUGGACUGAAGAGCGCCCCCUGUGGACUGCACACUCUCAGGCUGUCUGGAUGUCUGAUCUCAGAGAGGGGCGGGGCUGCUCUGGCCUCAGCUCUAAGCCCCGCCCCCUCCCAUCUGAGAGAGUUGGACCUGAGCUACAACCAUCCAGGAGGUUCAUCAGAGCUGCUGAAGGCUCUGCAGGACGACCCACACUGCCCCCUGCAGGAACUCAGGUUGGAUCCUGCUGGAGAACAGUGGAUGGUUCCAGGUCUGAGGAAGUAUUCCUGUCGAGUGUCUGUGUUCCUGGACUCUGAGGCUGGAUCUCUGUCCUUUUAUCAGGUCCGCUCUGAUGGAGAACUGUUCCACCUCCACACCGUCACCUCCUCCUUCUCUGAGCCUGUGUUUCCUGGGUUUGGACUUGGGUCUGAAGGUUCCUCUGUGUCUGUGGUGGAUCUGAGGAGAGCGCCCCCUGCUGGACCUCAGUGA